AUGAAGGCUUUCCACUCUUUCAAUGCAGGUUUGCCACUGAGGCUGGUAAGCGGUGGUGACCGGUGUCAGGGCCGCGUGGAGGUCCUGUACCAAGGCUAUUGGGGCACCGUGUGUGAUGACAACUGGGACACCCAGGACGCAGAUGUCGUCUGUCGGCAGCUCGGCUGUGGCCUUGCGGUGUCGGCGCCAGGCGGAGCCCGCUUUGGUCAGGGCUCAGGGAACAUUCUCUUGGGCUCCGUAUACUGCUCAGGAUGGGAGCCCUACCUGUCAAGCUGCUCCCACAGCGGGUGGUACAACCAUGACUGUGGCCACAGGGAAGACGCCGGAGUUGUGUGCUCAGGGCCUGAAUUGGGUUUGGUCCUGAGGCUGGUGAGUGGUGGUGACUGGUGUCAGGGCCACAUGGAGGUCCUGUACUGAGGCUCCUGCACCGUGUGUGAUGAUAACUGGGACACCAAUGAUGGCAAUGUGGUCUGUAGGCAGCUGAACUGUGGCUGGUCCACGUUGGCCCCAGGAGAUGCUAGGUUUGGUCAAGGCUCAGGGCCAAUUGUCCUGGACAAUGUGCGCUGCUCAGAGCAUGAGUCCUACCAGUGGAUCUACCCUUACAAUGUCUGGUACUCAUACAACUGUGGCCAUACUCCUAUGGACGCUGGUGUCAUCUGUUCAGCUGCUCAGUCCCAGUCCACAAUACAGCAAGGUGAGUCCUUGUACCCUACUUGGAAUGGGGAUGAGACAGGUUUGGCCCUGAGGCUGGUGAAUGGAGGUAACUGGUGUCAAGGCCGCGUGGAGGUCCUGUACCAAGGCUCUUGGGGCACCGUGUGUGAUGACGACUGGGACACCAAUGACGCCAACGUGGUGUGCAGGCAGCUGGGCUGUGGCUGGGCCAUGUCGGCCCCAGGAAGUGCCCGGUUUGGUCAGGGAUACGGGCCCAUUUUCCUUGACAACGUGCACUGCUCUGGGCAUGAGUCUAACCUAUGGCACUGCCCCCACAAUGGCUGGAACUCGCACAACUGUGUCCACGGGGAGGACGCCAGUGUCAUCUGCUCAG
This is a messenger RNA of Hyaena hyaena (striped hyena), 1045 nucleotides long. Its product is annotated as deleted in malignant brain tumors 1 protein-like. Lineage: Eukaryota; Metazoa; Chordata; Mammalia; Carnivora; Hyaenidae. The record is from RefSeq and is a predicted model, not a curated record. Gene Ontology annotation, cellular component: membrane.